AUGUCAUCUAUGAAUGUUUGUUUACAUGAAAUAUUUUAUUAUGUAGGAAUAGAUGCGAAUAUAGCCACUGAAUUUGUAUCUGGACUAUUUUUCGGAGUAAUCAUUGGUUCACGUAAUUAUGAACACGGACAAGUGAUUAAAGUUUCUCUUCAAACAGAGGACUUUCGUAUCCUUAUUAAAUCAAAUACAGCAAUUAUUCUGAAAUAUGAUACUAAUACAACAGUUGCUGUUAUUCGUCUUGAAUUAAAAGAAGUUGUUCAAUUAUUUGGAUAG
Rotaria sp. Silwood1 is the source of this 273-nucleotide messenger RNA. Lineage: Eukaryota; Metazoa; Rotifera; Eurotatoria; Philodinida; Philodinidae. The record is from the annotation of a GenBank genome assembly.